Clunio marinus is the source of this 348-nucleotide messenger RNA. The record is from the annotation of a GenBank genome assembly. Lineage: Eukaryota; Metazoa; Arthropoda; Insecta; Diptera; Chironomidae.
AUGAGCCGUAAUCGUGGAGCUAGCAGCACCAAAGCAGAAAGUGUAUUAUGUAUUCAAUGGAGGAGAAAGAAGCUUUCGUAUUUGCACAAUAAAAAACAAUAUGGUUCAUUUAAUAAAUUUCUUUUCAAAUACUCGUUUCAUAUGUUUCGACAGCAAAUAUUGGCGACAGUGAAUGAAACUUUGAAUCAACUCAAUCCUGGAAAAUCAAUACGACGAACACGAGGAUAUAAAAGUUGGGAUUAUCCAAAUAAUAUUUCACAAAGUUAUCGGUUUUUGGAUCGACGAGAUGUUUCAUUUUCAUGUGAAUUCCCUGAUGGUUCUUUUCAACAACAGACACCAUUGCAAUGA